Chiloscyllium plagiosum (whitespotted bambooshark) is the source of this 1057-nucleotide messenger RNA. NCBI's taxonomy places the organism in Eukaryota, Metazoa, Chordata, Chondrichthyes, Orectolobiformes, Hemiscylliidae. The record is from RefSeq and is a predicted model, not a curated record.
GUCCAAAGGCUGUGGUGAUUUAGGUAGAGUUGGUGGUAAUUCUAAGUUUGUGGUUGGCCUGUGACUUGUCUUGGGUAGGCAAGUAGUACAAUAUUUGUCACAAAAUGGCUUCUCAGAUUUGUCAAAACUAUCACCAGGAUUGUGAAGCUGCUGUCAACAAGCAGAUUAACCUGGAGCUCACUGCCUCCUAUCUCUAUCAAUCUUUGAUGUCGUACUUUGACCGGGAUGAUGUUGCCCUGCACCAUUUCUCUCAGUUCUUCAAAGCUCAGUCCCAGGAGAAGCAGGAACAUGCAGAGAAGCUGCUGAAAUUCCAGAAUCAGCGUGGAGGCAGAGUCCUCCUCCAGGAUGUGAAGAAGCCAGAGAGGGAUGAGUGGGGUAACGGUCUGCAGGCAAUGCAGGUUGCCCUGGAUCUGGAGAAGAAUGUGAACCAGAGUUUGCUGGAUCUACAUCAACUUGCCACUGCCCAGACUGACCCUCAUAUGUUGUACUUUGACCGGGAUGAUGUUGCCCUGCACCAUUUCUCCCAGUUCUUCAAAGCUCAGUCCCAGGAGAAGCAGGAACAUGCAGAGAAGCUGCUGAAAUUCCAGAAUCAGCGUGGAGGCAGAGUCCUCCUCCAGGAUGUGAAGAAGCCAGAGAGGGAUGAGUGGGGUAACGGUCUGCAGGCAAUGCAGGUUGCCCUGGAUCUGGAGAAGAAUGUGAACCAGAGUUUGCUGGAUCUACACCAACUUGCCACUGCCCAGACUGACCCUCAUCUGUGUGACUUCCUGGAGACUCACUAUUUGGAUGAGGAGGUUGAGAUCAUCAAGCGACUUGGGGACUACAUCACCAACCUGAAGCGUCUGGGAGCUCCUGAGAAUGGGCUGGGAGAGUACCUGUUUGACAGGCUCUCGCUGGAGGACAGCAGUUAGUGGGGCCUGGGGUACUGUCUGCUCUUGUCUGAAUGCAUUACUGACUUCACUUGGACAAUCUGGCUCCUCCCUAGGGAGAAGGAAUGUUUGCAAGGAUGUAAUGACUGUACCACCUGAAUGGAAAUGAAUAAAACCCUGUACGUACCUUA